AUGGAUCAACUCAUUCGCUUCGUCAAGCAGCACAGGCGUCAAAUCACGCAGAUCGCCAAGAAGGCAUUUGCAUUCUACAAGAAGAACAAGACCGGCGGCGGCGGUGGUGGUGGUGGUGGUCAGCAAGGUGGUGGCUCGUACGGACAGGCAGCUUCGUAUGGCAGCCAGCAAGGCGGUGGCUCGUACGGACAAGCAGCGUCGUACGGCGGUCCGCAACCUCCAGCUCCACAAGGCGGAUGGGCGGGCUACGCUGGAGCUCCUGCAGCUGGAGGAUACGACCAUCCACCACCGCAAGGUAGUUAUGGCGCACCUCAGCCCCACCACGGAGCACCGUCUCAAGGACCGCACUACAAAUACUCGCAGGACAACCAGGUGAAUCAACACGAUGCGAAUUACAUGAAUCUGCGCAACCAGGCGCGUUCCGAGGGCGACAAGAUGGCACAGUGCUUUGACCGUUCGCACAAUGCCUACGCCCAGGGCGACGGUGCGCGUGCCAAGCAGCUGAGCAACGAAGGAAACGAGCACAAGCAGAACAUGGAGCGGCUGAACAAGCAGGCGAGCGACUGGAUUUUCAUGGCCAACAACGAAGACUCUCCUCAGGGCACGGUGGAUCUACACGGUCUGUACACCUCGGAAGCGCUCGAAAGGACAGAGCAGGCAGUGCGACAGGCUCAAUCGCAGGGCUGGACCGAAAUGCGCAUCAUCGUAGGCAAGGGCCUUCACAGCAAGGAUCACCGUCAGCACAUCGCACCUGCGGUGGAGAAGAUGAUGCGCGACUACAGACUGGAAGCUCACUUGGACCCCCGCAACGCGGGUGUGCUGGUGGUCAACCUGCGCGGAAGCGGACAGGGCGGUGCGGCAUUCACGCGCGACCUUGCCAAGCAGACGACUGGCAACGAGGACGAGUGUAUUAUCAUGUGA
This is a messenger RNA of Pseudozyma hubeiensis SY62, 921 nucleotides long. RefSeq lists its product as hypothetical. The transcript has a single exon. The coding region runs from base 1 to 921 and encodes 306 amino acids. The record is from RefSeq and is a predicted model, not a curated record. Lineage: Eukaryota; Fungi; Basidiomycota; Ustilaginomycetes; Ustilaginales; Ustilaginaceae.